Oreochromis niloticus (Nile tilapia) is the source of this 3663-nucleotide messenger RNA. RefSeq names its product phospholipid phosphatase related 5b (gene plppr5b). The coding region runs from base 631 to 1560 and encodes 309 amino acids. NCBI's taxonomy places the organism in Eukaryota, Metazoa, Chordata, Actinopteri, Cichliformes, Cichlidae. Gene Ontology annotation, molecular function: phosphatidate phosphatase activity. Gene Ontology annotation, biological process: signal transduction; phospholipid dephosphorylation; phospholipid metabolic process. The record is from RefSeq and is a predicted model, not a curated record. Gene Ontology annotation, cellular component: plasma membrane. The transcript is spliced from 6 exons.
GUUGUUACAUGUUGCUACAGGAGACUCCUGUAACUCAUAAAGACAGUGAUUUGCACUCUUUCACUAAAGUUCUGAAUCUUUCUUUCAUCCGCGCCGACAGGAAGUGACCUGCCAUAUGUGCCACAGAGAACAUCUGCAUCCCUCCAGAUGGGGACUUUGCAUCAUGCACCUUCUUCUCAUUCACUUCUAUUCAUCUCCUCAUUUCCCGGAGCAGUCUCAUAUGACGUCCACAGCCCCUCCCUGCGCAUCAUUCCGUCUCUCCGUUCUCUCUCCAGCUGCUCCUUUCUCUGCUGCUAAACACACAUAUGGUUCACACACACACACACACACACACACACACGUGGAUCACGUCAAGCUUUUAGCCAAGCCUUCUCAGCUCUUACGCGCAGACACACCCUCACACACGUCGCUCGCCCCCACACCUCCCCUCCUGUCUCGCAGUCAGUGUGCAGCGGCAGCAGCGGAGGGUGGAGGACGCGCUGAACACAGUCACGGAGGCUUCUGGCGCACAGCCGAGCCGUCAUGAGCCGCUCAGCGGAAGUGGACGCCGCUGCGGAGGAGGAGGAGGCUGAAUAGAAGAGAGAGAGGGACUGUGUUCUAAUUAAAUGUCUCACGCUCUCCGUGUGCAUCAUGCUGUAUUUCCAGCUGGUGAUCAUGGCCGGGACCGUCAUGUUGGCCUACUACUUCGAAUACACCGACACCUUCAACGUGCACGUGCAGGGCUUCUUCUGCUACGACACCACGUACACCAAACCGUACCUGGGGCCGGAGGACAGCAGCGCCGUCCCACCCGUGCUGCUGUACGCCGCGGUGGCCGGGCUGCCCACGCUGCUGAUCACAGUGACAGAGACUGUGCUCUUUCUGGUCCAGUACACGUCCAAAGAGUUUGACCGUUUAGAGAAGACGGUGGCCACCGGAGACUGCUGUUACCUCAACCCGCUGGUGCGCAGGACAUUCCGCUUCCUCGGAGUCUACACCUUUGGCCUCUUCACUGUUGACAUCUUUGUCAACGCAGGGCAGGUAGUGACAGGGAACCUGGCACCGUACUUCCUGACUGUUUGUAAGCCAAACUACACAGCACUGGGUUGCCAGCAGGCCCUGCGCUACAUCAGCCACCAGGAGGCCUGCACAGGAAACCAGGACGACAUCCUACGUGCCCGCAAGACUUUCCCGUCCAAAGAGGCUGCGCUUAGUGUCUAUGCUGCACUCUACCUAGCUAUGUAUGUGACGUGUACCGUGCAGGCAAAAGGCACUCGUCUGGCUAAGCCAGUGUUGUCUCUCGGGCUAAUGUGUCUGGCCUUCCUCACUGGUUUGAACCGUGUGGCUGAAUACCGCAACCACUGGUCAGAUGUCAUCGCUGGCUUUAUCAUUGGCACUGCCAUUGCCACUUUCCUGGUGGUGUGUGUGGUCCAUAACUUCAAAGGGAAGUUACUACUGAGCGAGGAGUCACUAGUGGAGCAGCAGCCCAAUACAGCCAUGUUAAACAUAGGCCAAGUGGAGAGUCCUCUGGAGAAGUACAUCACCUCACAGAAUCACAUCGGCUUCGCUGAGGUCACAUGAUGUGGAAUCGGCCGUGUGGCAGACCCACUGGACGUCCACACUCUUCACCGUUCAAUCCAAUUAUUAAGAGUGCAGCGCUAAACCCAUUCUUAGUGUGUGUCUGGUCUGUGGUAUGUUGUUCUUUGUUGUCUUUAUCAGGCCCCUGUUUUCACUCGCAAUUUCUUGUACUCAAAGAAAAAAGGUUUCUUCUGCUUCCAUCUAUGCACUUAUUCUGAAUCCUUGUUGGACUCUCGCCUCCCAAAUGAAGCUAUGUUGUGAGUCAAGCAGACUGGGAGACUAGAUGAUCAUGUGAAGGACUGGACUGGAUGCAACAUCAGUGCUGCUCAAGUCAAAUACAUUAUUAUUUUAUAUGUGAAAUAGUAUUUUUCCAAUAAGAUGGUUAUAAGGAAAAACUGGAAGUUGACUGAGUGUCAAAACUCUCUCUUUCUAUAUUUUAUUACUUCCAUUUGUUGUAUCACAUUUCUAACAUUAGCAAUGCUGUGAGUAUCAGAAUGUAACUACUGAGCCUGUAUUUAUCAAAUUAAUCACAGUGAAAUUUCAGCUUAAAUCAGUGAUAAAAAAUAAACAGGGUAAAGAGGAAAGGUACACUUUACCAAUUCUGAUUGGAUAAACUCAGUUUCUGAGUAUUUGUUGCUGAAAGACAGAAAGAGCAGCAGUGGUAGACUAGAAUGAUUGACAGAUGCAGCAAAAAACUGCUAACAUAGCCCCCCACAGUGUCUAAAAAGCAGGGUCAUGGUGUGUGGGGGAUGUUCUCUCGUGCUACUUUGCAACAUCUGGGAAGUCCAAAGCUUUGUUGGACUAGAAAUGAAAAUUCUCAGAACUUUGAUAAAUACAGGCUGAAGUCAAAGAAGCAAAUAAGGAAAACUGAAGUGUUUUUCAUCAUGUCUGACUUCUCCAGCCAUCUCACUAAGGGUUUAGGGUACAACAGUCUAUGUGUGUACACAGUAUACAGUCAGCUGCAACCAAUGACAACAAUAUACACUCCGACUAUACUUUGGUAAAAGUAUUUAGGCUUUCUUAGCUGCACCAGACAAUCACCCCUCCCUCUGUUUUUGUUUUGUGUCUCUUUGCCUUCGACUUCUAGGCUGCUGCUUUGACUUUCUCCUAUAAAAGUUUGUGAUAUAGUUUUCAAACCUGCCCUCAACACUUGAAAGGUGCCCAGGAGCUGAUAUACAAAGCAGAAGAGUUCCAUAAAUGACUAUUGUGAUGAGCAAACUAAAUUUUAAGUGAUUAUUGUAGACAUGCCCAUACUUCGAAAGUUCACAAGUUUUUCUUUGUUUCUUGUAAUUGUAACCAAAUUUAUUACGGUGACUGCAUUUAUUUCAUAGCAAAGUCAGCCACCAAAGCAAAAGCAACAUGUAAUUACAGCCAAGAUCGGAUAAGUAGAAGAAAAUGGAUGGUAAUGAUUGAUCAUUAAGUAGUAAAUAUUUGGCAUUUAGGUUUAAUGAAUGGCGUACAUCUGCAUUAACUGCUGACAUCAGAAAAAGACUGUCACAUGAAAUUUUUGAUAAAAGCAUACUUAAAAUGAUAAAAUAUCUAAAGAUAUCUGUUUUCCUUAACACUACUUAAAAUAGAUCAGAAAUCGCCACUAAUCUUGCCCCACUUCUGUAGUAUUGUAGAUUAGCGUUGUAUCCAAGUCCCAUUUUUCAUCUGUGUUGUCAUUGUGGUGUUAUUUGUAUUGGGACUCAUUCUUCUUUGUAGCAAAAUCAUUUUGGUCUUUCUUUGGGAUUAAAACACACUGAAAAUCUUUUGGCCCUUCAAAUCUCUAUUUUUGUAGUGACAACUGAAGCACUUAUUGAUGAAGACUGCAAAUAAGAACAUUCACAAAACAGCACUUUAAAUCAAGCUAUAACUUCCCUCAUUGCUAAUGAAAUGGCCACAAAUUUCAUAACUGCUUGAAAAAAAAUCACACAGAAUAUUUGAGAUUUUAAGGAACAAAACCUGCUCAAAUGUGUAUCAGAAGAGCUGCAACACUAUCUCAGUAUGCCAAAAGAUUGAUUCUGUUCAUCUGGACAUUUUCAGUGGGAGAAACGUUUCGUCACUCAUCCAGGUGACUUCUUCAGUCUCAGCUGACUGCAGGUUUCCCCAAUCUUAUAAACAGUA